UGAAAGAGAUGGGAGGGCACAGCAGAGGCCCCUGAAUAAACAACCAUUAAAUUCUCCCUACGCCUCUAUGAGGAGAACAUUCAGACUUGGGGCCGCGCUUUAAACAAACCGAAACACAAGCCAGACCGAAACAGCAUUAAAACAUAGGGAAAGGGAAGAUUGUUCGAAAAAGGAAGCCCAUUUACUUUCACUACUUAAUCUUUUAAGAUUGGACGAUUGGGAAAAAAAAAAAAAAAGAGGCAGAUUAGUGGACAGGCAGAUAAAGCGAGGAAGAUGGGCGGAGGGAGAGAAGAGGGGGAUGAAGUGGAUGAAGGAGAAGAUGAAAGCUUUGUUGUGCUGAUGCUUAAUGAGCUGGAAAACACAAUUGAACUUCUCUGACUGUGGAAAUUGCUGUGAGGGCAUCGUAAAUUAGCGCCAGUGUGGGAGCUAGCCUGCUGACAGAAAAGGGGCUUUGUGUGGUGAAGGCUUCUUCACAGGCCUGCAGUCACUGAGAUCCUCACAGCGGCAUCGUGGCUCGAUCUGUCGCACGACAAGGAGUUUGGCGGUUACUCUCGAACAUGGACAAGGCAACAGUUUGGCAGCAUUUUUUGUGCGCUCCUCAUGAGCAGGUAAACUGAAGUAAAAGACUCCGUGUUGGUCAGAUCUAAAACCUCGUGCUCAAACCAAGAACCAUGUUGAGGUUUUCUUUAAUCGUGUGUCUUUCUCUGAUAUUUGGCAUCACAGCAAAGCCAUUUAAACCCGGGAAUAAACUUACAGAUGAAGCAUACCAGGACGUUGUUGUGUCCAUGGAUGACAAAGGAAAGAUGUCCUGGGGAGUGGAAGUGGAGCCUCCAGAGGACUUGGAUGAAACUGACUUUGCCAUCGACCCUCGCAUGAAGAUUUGGAAGAAUAUGAUGAGCAGCGGACAGAAUAAACCCCUGAAGGCCGGAGAAGACUCUGAUAAGCUGUUCCACCCUUCAAUGACCGAUUUAAUCAAAUUUCAGAUGCAAAACCAGGGAGUUUCUGCUUUUCUCUCUGCUUCAGAGCACUCGCAGAAAGAUGACUCGCUGAAACUCACUGAAGACUCUGACAAGCUGCUCCACUCGUCAGUGAGUGAUCUCCUCAAAAUGCGUAUCCAAAACCAGGGAGUUUCCGCUUUUCUCUCUGCUGCAGAGCCCUCGCAGAAAGAUGCCAACAUGAAGUCCUAUCAGGAACCAGAAGAGGAUAGAGAUGACAUCGAUCACCCUGCUUUCAGUGACUCACUGAAAGAACCCGAGCAGGACUGGGAGAAGGUGGUGCAUGAAUAUCUGGCCCCACUUACGGCUCAAAACAAAGGUGGUGCAAAGGUCCAUGUUGUGCACUCUGAACCAGAGAUGGACAAGGACGAUCUAUAUCAUCCCAACUUCCAGCCUGUGCAGAUGGAGCCGCUGGGACGUGAAGUAGUGGGUGAAAAUGCUGCAGCUCGGGUCGAAGAGCCAUUUCAGAGGAAGUACAAUGAACCAGAAGAAGAUCUGGAUGAUCUCUAUCACUAGUGAUCUUUUCAACAACUCAACAUGUAUUGAUCCUUUCAUUUAUUUCAAAUCAGACAUAGUUUAUAAAGAUAAAUAAAUAAAUCCUAAGUGUCAUUUGAAUCCAUUAAACUGUCCUUAAUAAUCUGAAUGAACAGAUCUAAAUCUGAAGUGUUGCUCAUGUGUAUCCUAAUAAUAAAGAUACUUUAACACACUCA
This is a messenger RNA of Larimichthys crocea (large yellow croaker), 1705 nucleotides long. RefSeq lists its product as uncharacterized. The record is from RefSeq and is a predicted model, not a curated record. Bases 672 to 1511 code for a protein of 279 amino acids. The transcript has 5 exons. Lineage: Eukaryota; Metazoa; Chordata; Actinopteri; Sciaenidae.